AUGGGCACAUGCUUCACUAACCUGAUACAAGCCGCUGGUGCAUGCACUGACUCGACAUACGACUACGUCAUUGUUAUACAACUAUUCAAUCGGUACUAUUGAAAACUUAACUAUGGUGCUGACACUGUACAAACUCGAUGCCAGUCCACCAGUCCGCUCCGUUCUGAUGGUAAUCGACGCUGCGAAAAUAACUGAUGUACAAUAUGUAAAUGUCAACGUUCUUAAAGGCGAGCAUCUGACUGACGAAUACUUAAAGAUGAAUCCACAGCACUCUAUACCAAUGUUAAAAGAUGGUGAUUUUACUGUAUGGGACAGUCACGCAAUUUCUGUGUACUUAUUGACAAAGUACACUGAUGACGAUAUUCUUUAUCCAAUUGAUCAUAAAAAGAGAGCGUUGAUUGAUCAAAGGCUACAUUUUGAUAGUGGAGUACUUUUUGUAGCUUUGCGUGCCGCAGUCGACCCAGUGGUAUAUCAGGGAGAGAAUUUUUACAGGAAUAGCGCUUUGUUGAAGAUAAAGACUGCUUAUGACUUUGCUGAUAAGUUUUUAACUAGCAAAUGGCUUGUGGGCGACGAGAUUACUUUGGCAGAUAUCUGUUGUGUUGCCAACAUUAGUUCGCUUAAUGAAAUAUUGCCUAUUGAUGCAGAAUUGUAUCCGAAUUUAGCUCAAUGGUUGGAAAAUUGUAAAGAGCAAGAAUUCUAUAAGAAAGGGAAUAAACCAGGACUGGAAGAAUUUAGUGCGUUGCUACACUCACGUCUCAGCAGCACUCAACGUACAGUGUCACAUCUACAGCGGCAUUACGCGCAAUCGACUGUGUCCGUUCUACUAAACAAUUUAAAAGGAAUUAAAAUCAUGGUUCUAAAGCUAUACAAAAUUGAUGCAAGCCCGCCAGCAAGGGCCGCUAUGAUGACCAUUGAAGCUGCAAAUAUUCCUAAUGUAGAAUUUGUCGACAUUGAUUUCUUUGGGAAAGAACAUUUGAAAGACGAAUACUUGCAGAAAAACCCACAACAUACUGUGCCGACUUUGCAAGACGAUGAUUUUUAUAUUUGGGACAGUCACGCAAUAGCUGUAUAUUUACUAACAAAAUACAGCAAAAACACAACUCUUUACCCAUCAGAUCCUAAACAGCGCGCAAUCAUAGAUCAGAGACUACAUUUUGACAGCGGAAUACUCUUCCCAAGCUUACGUGGAGCUAUCGGACCGGUAAUUUACCAAGGUGAAAAAGCGAUUAAACCAGAAGCAUUCGAGAAAAUCAAAUCUGGUUACGAUUUCUCAGAAAAGUUUCUGACCAAACGUUGGGUCGCUGGUGACGAGUUAACUUUAGCCGACAUUUUCUUCAUGGCUUCAAUCAGCUCCUUAAACGAGAUACUACCGAUCGACGCUGCAACGUUCCCCAAACUCACUGCUUGGUUGAAUCGCUGCAAAGAGCUGGACUAUUACAAGAAAAUGAAUGAGCCGGGAACAGUACAACUAGGAGCUUUAGUUAAGAGUAAACUGGCUUGAAUCACUGACAUGUCUCUGGUUAAUGGCCAUAACCUCUUUAAAAUAUCUCCACUUCAAUGCUAUUAAAUGAUUUUC
Messenger RNA from Papilio machaon (common yellow swallowtail), 1576 nucleotides. RefSeq lists its product as uncharacterized. The record is from RefSeq and is a predicted model, not a curated record. Gene Ontology annotation, molecular function: glutathione transferase activity. The transcript has 12 exons. NCBI's taxonomy places the organism in Eukaryota, Metazoa, Arthropoda, Insecta, Lepidoptera, Papilionidae. The coding region runs from base 113 to 1501 and encodes 462 amino acids. Gene Ontology annotation, biological process: glutathione metabolic process.